Myotis daubentonii (Daubenton's bat) is the source of this 2621-nucleotide messenger RNA. RefSeq names its product lysophosphatidic acid receptor 2 (gene LPAR2). Gene Ontology annotation, molecular function: lysophosphatidic acid receptor activity. Gene Ontology annotation, biological process: G protein-coupled receptor signaling pathway. Lineage: Eukaryota; Metazoa; Chordata; Mammalia; Chiroptera; Vespertilionidae. The record is from RefSeq and is a predicted model, not a curated record. Gene Ontology annotation, cellular component: membrane.
ACCAGCAAUAAACAAGAAAUAUGAUACAGAGUUAGUUAUAUAGGAUGUUACAUGGUGACAAGUACUAUAGAGGAAAGAAAGAGUAGCAUAAGGUAAGGGAUAUCAGGGACAGGAGGUGAGAGGUGAUGGACAGUUUGUAGCAGUAAGUAGGAUGGUGUGGGCAGGUCUCUUGGAGAAGGUGGAUUUGAACAAAGACUGGGAGGAUGUGAAGGAGAAAUAAGCCAGGGAAGGGCAGGGUAAGUGCGUUCCAGGCAAAGGGAAUGGCCAAUGCAAAGGCCCUGAGGUGGGAGCAUGCCUGGUGUGUUCAGGGCACAGCUCCGUGGUGUAAUGAAUGAAGGGAAGGCGAGGCCAAAGAGGUCACCUACUACGUGAGCACUUUACAGGCUUCCUGUCAUUCUCGCCACAGCCCCGAGCGGCAGACACUGUUAGUGAAAACCAUUUACAGAGGAGACCCCUUGGGAGGUUUCCUGGUCCCUCGGGUUCCGCUACACCUGCCACUCCUGAGCGUGCAGACCUCCUCCACUGCAGUCCCUAGGGUUGCUGGUGAGAGGUAGGACUCUGAGAGCUGGAAUGACUCAAAGUGCUCAGGACGGUUCUGACUCAUAGAAAGAGCUCCGGCUGCUAUCAGCAUUCAGCUAAAGGCAGACUAGGGAGACGGUACAGCUAACUGGGCAUAAGACUGCAGAGAACAGAACAGGAAGGAGCGUCGCCUCAUCCUAGUGUGGAGAUGAGUAAGUCACAGCCUGGUUGGCUUCUGCUGAACCCGGGCGGCCCAGCCCUCACAGCCCACAGGGGAGACCAGUAACAUUGCUCUGCACAGCAGGGCAGUUAAGGGCACCACAUCGUCCCAGACACCAAAACUACACAGGAACGUGCAUGUCCAGGAACAAACUCUCGGUUCUCCAAGAGUCGCAGAGAACUGGGAUUUUAUUGUGGGGGUCUUGGUCUUGGGUUUCUCCCUACAGAUUCUAACUCCACAGAGUGACCAGAGAGAGGAAGUGGCCCAAGACACCAAAGAGGAGAGAGGGGAAGGUGGUCACCAUGGCCCAGUGCUACUACAACGAGACCAUCGGCUUCUUCUACAACAACAGUGGCAAGGAGCUGAGCUCCCACUGGCGGCCGAAGGACGUGGUGGUGGUGGCCCUGGGCCUGACGGUCAGCGUGCUGGUGCUGCUGACCAACCUGCUGAUCAUCGCGGCCAUCGCCUCGAACCGUCGCUUCCACCAGCCCAUUUACUACCUGCUUGGCAACCUGGCCGCCGCUGACCUCUUUGCCGGCGUGGCCUACCUCUUCCUCAUGUUUCACACUGGCCCGCGCACAGCCCGGCUCUCGCUCCAGGGCUGGUUCGUGCGGCAGGGUCUGCUGGACACCAGCCUGACGGCCUCGGUGGCCACGCUGCUGGCCAUCGCCGUGGAGCGGCACCGCAGCGUGAUGGCCGUGCAGCUGCACAGCCGCCUGCCGCGUGGCCGCGUCGUCAUGCUCAUUGUGGGCGUGUGGGUGGCUGCGCUGGGCCUGGGGCUGCUGCCCGCCCACUCCUGGCACUGCCUCUGUGCCCUGGACAGAUGCUCACGCAUGGCCCCCCUGCUCAGCCGCUCCUACCUGGCGGUCUGGGCCCUGUCCAGCCUGCUCGUCUUCCUGCUCAUGGUGGCUGUCUACACCCGCAUAUUCUUCUACGUUCGUCGGCGGGUGCAGCGCAUGGCGGAGCAUGUCAGCUGCCACCCCCGUUACCGCGAGACCACGCUCAGCCUGGUCAAGACUGUUGUCAUCAUCCUGGGGGCGUUCGUGGUUUGUUGGACGCCGGGCCAGGUGGUGCUGCUCCUAGACGGCCUGGACUGCAAGUCCUGCAACGUCCUGGCUGUGGAGAAGUAUUUCCUACUCUUGGCCGAGGCCAACUCCCUGGUCAACGCUGUGGUGUACUCCUGCCGCGAUGCUGAGAUGCGCCGCACCUUCCGCCGCCUCCUCUGCUGUCAGUGCCUCCGCCGGUCCACCCAGGAGUCUGCCCACUACACAUCCUCCACCCGAGCAGGCGCCAGCACUCGCAUCAUGCUUCCUGAGAAUGGCCACCCCCUGAUGGAUUCCACCCUUUAGCCAACCUUGGACUUCAGCGGGAGGCAGCAAGUGCCCGCUCGCACCCCUGACCACUUGUGGAUGUGCCCGGUUCAACCCAAUUUGAAGGACAGAAUUAAAGGCAGACCCUCGGUCCGGAUGCCAGACCUCCUCAGACACACACAGCUCUGCCUGCUCCGGGGCCUGGGCGUACGUGUCAUCUCCAGGUGCCCGGGACAGUGUCAGAUGGGGCACCGGAACUGGCUCUUCAAUCAUCUCAGGUUUGGGGGUUUUAACAGACAUGUUCCUGUUUCACUGCACAUCCCUGGUAAACCCUGUGGACUGCUUCCUUGUCCGUGGUGGUGUGUGUUAAAGGUCGGAGAGAUGAGGACUCUCAGGCCAUGAUGCCCAAAGUCACAAGGACAGAUCAUGGAUGCACCAUGUGCCUGAGGCUGAUUCCUCAGGGGCACAGAGUUUGUGGCCCCGUGAAGCCUCCGGGCUUGCCUGUCCCCGUUAGACUUGAGGGUACCCACAAGGAGGACAUAUUAAGGAGUAAACUUUUAUUUUUCCUCUGA